Molecule: messenger RNA, 709 nt
Organism: Helianthus annuus (common sunflower)
Lineage: Eukaryota; Viridiplantae; Streptophyta; Magnoliopsida; Asterales; Asteraceae
Product: CAAX prenyl protease 2
Exons: 6
Coding region: 26-706 (226 amino acids)
Biological process (GO): CAAX-box protein processing
Cellular component (GO): endoplasmic reticulum membrane
Molecular function (GO): metalloendopeptidase activity
Source: RefSeq, a predicted model, not a curated record
UUCUGCUGAACAUGGAAUUUUAUGUAUGAAACAGUGGGAAGCCGUGGUUUUUCCUCUUUGCCUGACUUCGUUAAUGUAUAUCGGCUCGUUUAUUCUCAAAAUUUUAUCAAUUCGGAGCUCGUGGGCCGAACAUGGGGACCGUCGGAUAGAUAUAUCAUUUCAUGGCUUAAAGAGUGGUCUUCAAAACCUCAUUAAUUGGAUGGUUUCAGCUGUUUACAAUAUUUCAGUUUGGAGAAUGUAUAUUGUGGCUCCUCUUACGGAAGAGUUAGUUUUCAGAGCUUGUAUGAUAUCUUUACUUCUAUGUGGAGGAUUUGAAGCAUAUACAGUAAUACUUCUCUCUCCUGUUCUUUUUAGCCUAGCUCACUUGAACCAUUUAUUGGAGCACUACAUGCAACAAAAUACGAGCUUGCUGAAAGCUUCCAUGGUUGUAGGUUUCCAGCUUGGCUAUACAGUGAUAUUUGGGUCAUAUGCAUCAUUUCUCUUUGUUCGAACUGGACAUAUAGCAGCGCCGCUCGUGUCACAUAUGUUCUGCAACAUCAUGGGGCUUCCUGCCUUCUUUUCACGAAGAACAUGGUUGGUGAGCGUGGGAUUUGUAGCAGGGGCGAUAACCUUUGUAUUUCUUUUGUUUCCGCUUACUUCUCCAGGGUUGUACAAUGAUAGAACCGACAAUUGCGAAUGCUGGCACACUUACUGUUAUUGGACUUAAGAU